This is a messenger RNA of Teleopsis dalmanni, 558 nucleotides long. RefSeq lists its product as uncharacterized. The record is from RefSeq and is a predicted model, not a curated record. The transcript has 2 exons. NCBI's taxonomy places the organism in Eukaryota, Metazoa, Arthropoda, Insecta, Diptera, Diopsidae. The coding region runs from base 107 to 442 and encodes 111 amino acids.
UAUUGAUCUAACAUAAAUAAGAAUAAAAAUAGACAAAAGCAAACUUUCUGGCAUUUUUUCGAAUGAAAAAUUUGCAGUGUACCAUUUGAAAGCAUAAUUUAGUGUCAUGUCUUAUUCCGCACGUUGUGGUGGUCAGUCAAGAGCUGCAAAAUAUCGCUUGGGCUUACACGGAAGAUAUAUAGGACCAGGAGCCACAGCAGAAAAUACAAAUAAUUACCGUCAACGUAUAAGUACGGAAUGGGGUGUGUUGGAGUCGGCAGGUAUAGCUACAUCAUUCUCAUCAACCAUUUAUGGUAGAUGCCCUAUAGUUUAUCCUCGUACAAUUGGACUGAUACCAAAUUACGGUGGACACAUACCAGGCUAUUUGGCUACAGUUGGAAAAACAUUUGGUGAUGCAACUGUAGAUGCAAAGAGAUCCAUGUACUAUUGCAGAUGCACAUAGUGAACAGAUUUUUCAUUCGAAAUCACUAAAUUUUAUUGUAAAUACAAAUUUAUUUAGGCAUACAUUGGAAACCAAAUUAUCAUGACAAAAUUAAAUUAAUUGAAAAAAUUAAUAAA